Molecule: messenger RNA, 841 nt
Organism: Marchantia polymorpha subsp. ruderalis
Lineage: Eukaryota; Viridiplantae; Streptophyta; Marchantiopsida; Marchantiales; Marchantiaceae
Source: the annotation of a GenBank genome assembly
GGUAUACAUUCAUUCAGUCGGAGAAUCGUGACGUCAUGGAUUUCUCUUGUGCAUCUGCAAUUGGAGAGAGUCCGUUCGUCAUGCCAGUUUUGCUUGAGGGAAUCGGGAGGCUGAGGCUCGGGAGAAUCUAGUGCCCUCUCCUGAGAUCCAGCGACAGUCGGUCGGUGGCACGAAGAUGUGUCUGAAGACUGACAAUUCCGAGGCACCAACAGCGGUGUCUACAGGGUGUGGGUGUGCCCAUACUAAUGCCACCGGGAGGUGUCGAACUGCGAAGAUCCAUGCCAUAGACCGAAGAGUUCUCGGCAUGGCUGCUGGCCUCUCAGAAGCAUGCGGUUGCGGUUGCUGUUGCGCAAACUCAUGGACUCGUGGAUUUCUCCCCUUCUCCGGAGGCAGCACUAAUUUCGUCACAUCAUGCACCGAGCCAGUGGGAGGAGAGUGUCCUUCGGUUGAUGCAACUCCGGACAAGAACAUCUUGCCCCGAAAUUCUAGCCCAUCGUGCACCACUGCCCGCCCGUCGCCCAUGCGACCAGUUGGCCAGCCCUCUCCCUGUCAAGUUGACCUGUUUCCUAUUCGGAACUGCACUAUUCUCAGCUUCGUCGUCUCGAGCUCGAGGGAUCGAGGAGGGAAGGUCGAGGAGGCUGUGGAGAAACGGAUCCCCGGGACUCAAGCAUUCAUUCCGAGCUUCCAUUCCAAUUUCCUAGAGCUCCGGUCGGCCCCAGCUCAUCGAUCGAAUUCUCAAUUCUCGUUUGCCUCGGAUUGCACCUCCACCACCUCGGACUUCGUGCUCCUCCUGGCCUCGGACGACCCUCACCAUCACUGAGUACGAUCGUCCUGAAUUCUC